CCUGGAGCCUCCUUUUGAUUUUUCCUACGGCGGCUACGUUGAAAAGGACUGGCCACCAAAUGCGCGUACCACAAAUCCUGUUUCAUGUUGAUGUUCUGGAGCAAACGGACGGUGCUUACUAGACGUCUGCUAAAGGCCAAGGUCCGUGGAGAGCAUGAAACCGAGUGUGAAGCUCAAGAGGAUUCAUCGUCACGUACGUUUCAUCGCACGAGCAGCAGCAACGCGUGCGGCGUCGCCGCUGGCUACGACAACAACACGGGCAGUAACAACAACAAAGCAACGACGACGGGCCGACAAGUGAGCAGGGUAGCGGCGCGUGGGACAGCGUUGCCGGGGAGCGGUGCGGGGGCAGGAGGAGGAAGUGGCGACGGCGGCGGCGCGGUGGGUUACGGGGGACGCAACGCCGCGUCCAACAGGCUGCAUCAGGGCUGUUGCGGCGGCGAUACGAGCCAGGAUGACGACGAGCGGCAACAGAAUCACGGCCGGCUGCUGAGGUGCAAGGAGCUCCUGAAAACGCUCAAGGAGAAUCAGUUGGAGAUGCUGCUGACCGCCGUCGAGAGCUACGGCGCCGACCUGGGCUCGUGCGUCCUUGUGCCGCGACAGCAGCGACAACCGGCCGACAACUAUCCUUACGACCAGCAACACGAGCAACAGCAAUAUCACGGCAGCAACGGCAGGCCGCACCGUCAUCACGCCCGUCACUUUCAUCAGCGUCGCUAUCGUCACUAUCGGCACCACCGCUCCAGCAGACACCAUCGCUCGUCCUCGGUCGAGGACGAUCAGGAGAGCUGCUGCUCCGCGUCGGAGGACUCGUUGUCCGCGUCGCCGAUGAGAUCGGCGAGAAGCGACGACGGGGGCGGUGUCGUCGUGCCGGUGAGAGGAUCGGCGGCCGGGAGGAGCGCCGGCGCGCCCUACGAUCCGCACCUGCUCUGCUGCCAGAUCUGGCGGUGGCCGGAUCUCGAGCACUCCUCGGAGCUCAAGAGAUUACCUAUGUGUCAUUCCGCUAAAGAUCCCGUAUACAUUUGCUGCAACCCUUACCACUGGAGCCGGCUCUGCAGACCCGAGUCGCCACCACCCCCAUAUUGCCUUAUCGCCGACAGACUGAGACCUGAAGGUGAGUGUCUUCACUUUCACGCCAUAAUCAGAAGCAUCUAUUAGCGAAUGUAUACAAAUAACGAUG
Pogonomyrmex barbatus (red harvester ant) is the source of this 1180-nucleotide messenger RNA. It is a transcript of the gene Dad, whose product is annotated as Daughters against dpp. The record is from RefSeq and is a predicted model, not a curated record. Gene Ontology annotation, biological process: SMAD protein signal transduction; anatomical structure morphogenesis; cell differentiation. Lineage: Eukaryota; Metazoa; Arthropoda; Insecta; Hymenoptera; Formicidae. Gene Ontology annotation, cellular component: heteromeric SMAD protein complex. Gene Ontology annotation, molecular function: transcription regulator inhibitor activity; I-SMAD binding.